Messenger RNA from Malaclemys terrapin pileata, 1445 nucleotides. RefSeq names its product CMRF35-like molecule 3. The coding region runs from base 1 to 1083 and encodes 360 amino acids. Gene Ontology annotation, cellular component: plasma membrane. Gene Ontology annotation, molecular function: transmembrane signaling receptor activity. The record is from RefSeq and is a predicted model, not a curated record. NCBI's taxonomy places the organism in Eukaryota, Metazoa, Chordata, Testudines, Emydidae. The transcript is spliced from 8 exons.
AUGCUUUUCCCAGGCUGCUGGGCGGUGACGGGCCCCGGGGCAGUGCGCGGCCCCCCGGGCGGGUCAGUGGCUGUGCGGUGCCAGUACCGGACGGGCUAUGAGGAUUAUCACAAGUUCUGGUGCCGGGAAGGAGGAAGUUUGGUAGAAGGUUGGUUCUGGUGCAACGGUCACAUCGUUGAGACCGAUGGGUCGGAGGCGGAGGUGACGCGGGGCAGAGUCUCCAUCCGAGACAAUCACACCCAGCGCGUGUUCACUGUGACCCUGGACAACCUGACACGGGCAGACGCCGGCACGUACCACUGCGGGGUAUGCAACCAGCUUCUUCUUCCCCCUCAAUAUCUACUUCCCUCUGGACAACUGCUGAGAAAGGGAAAUCCAGCUUCUCCACUAACCAGGACACCACUGCCUCUGUGCUGCUGGGCGGUGACGGGCCCCGGGGCAGUGCGCGGCCCCCCGGGCGGGUCAGUGGCUGUGCGGUGCCGGUACCGGACGGGCUAUGAGGAUUAUCACAAGUUCUGGUGCCGGGAAGGAGGAAGUUUGGUAGAAGGUUGGUUCUGGUGCAACGGUCACAUCGUUGAGACCGAUGGGUCGGAGGCGGAGGUGACGCGGGGCAGAGUCUCCAUCCGAGACAAUCACACCCAGCGCGUGUUCACUGUGACCCUGGACAACCUGACACGGGCAGACGCCGGCACGUACCGCUGCGGGGUAGUGAGAACUGGGCUUCUUGAUCUCAGGGCCGCUGUGGAAGUCACCGUCUCCCCAGCUAAUUCUUCCCCAAUCCCAACAAAAAGGUCAUCAUCAGCAACAGUGCCACCAGCUUCUUCUUCCCCCUCGAAACCUACUUUCAUCUGGACAACUACUGAGAAAGGGAAAUCCAGCUUCUCCACUAACCAGGACACCACUCCCUCUGUGGCCCAAGACUCACACAUCCUCCUCCACAUCCUGCUACCAUGUGUCCUGCUGCUUCUCAUUUUGUUUCUGCUCGCUGCUGUGAUGUUGAGCUUUCAGGAGCAUCUGUGCAGAGGGACAAGAACAUCAACCUGUCAAAUUUGGGGUCAGAAGAGGUUUCUUAUGCCACUGUGACGAUUUCCACCCCCGACCAGCAGCCCAUCUAUGCCAACGUGGAGCAGCGCCCCAAGACAACACGCCCAGCCAAGCCCCCUGAGGAAACCCUGUACAGUGCUGUGAAGAAGCCACCCAAACACUAACCUUGGAUAUGAGGCAGAGUGGGGAUGGGGGGGCUGCAUAGUCCUUAUCCAAGCUGCUUGAUCCCUACCUGGAAAAAUUUGAAGUAACCGGGUUUAGAACCAAAUCUGACCUGUACAAACUCCAGCAGCUGUUGUAGGCAGAGGACUUACAGACACACUCAGCUGGAACUGGAGUCUGUGGGUCUGUACGAUGGCCAGGUGGCCUGAUGGAAUUAAACAGUUGCUGUUCUCUUGUGA